AUGCAUGAGAAGCUAUGUGAAAAUGCCAACGAAAGUCGCAAGCGGCAGACAAUCAACGAAAAGCAAACGCCAACAGAUGGUACGAUAGGAAGUGUCCAAACUUCACAGGGACCAACUAGUCCAGCGCAAGAGAAACAAGAAGGAACUACGUCGGUUCAGAGCACAUCAAAUGGAGUUACAGCCAAUGUGCAGCCCAAUGGCACGGAAGCAACGCGUACCACAAACGCCAUCAGUUCCACUACCACCUGCGUAGCAUCUACGACUACUACUGCAAAAUCCACAACUGCCACAAUCACCACCGCGACCGGAAAAGAGAUUAUACCGAGCGCACCGCCUAGUAAUUACUGUAAUCGACGCACAUGGAUCACAACCGAUCGUCUGAAUGAGUUGCGACGUCGCGCGCAAGAUGCGGUCAAACAAAAUAAAACCUUUACCAUACGCGGCUCUUUUCACUCCGUACGCAAUGCGCUCAUUGCACGCGGUUGGAUUGAAAAGUUGGAUGUGCAUCGCAAACAAAUUCCAACGGGUGUCUGUCAAGUGACCUACGAUGAUCUAGCACAGGGUCUACCGAAGCGCAAGCCUGGCGAAACGCGUCGCCAGUAUAUCGCCAAGUGCGAACGCAACAUUAUAUCGCGCUUCCUCGAGCACAUGCCCAUCGACUUUUUGUGGACGAAUCGUAAGGAGAAAUGUGAUUAUAUAGACCAGGCAAAAAAUCCGGGCAUGGUUAUUAAUAAGUUCCAUCGCGCGCCAUUCACCUCAAAGGAAGGAUUGUGCGCGCAGUUAAAGGAUUUCCAUUGGUUUUACGAGGAGGGCAUGUCCGAGUUGUACUUUCCGCGUUGUUACAAUGUCUGGAGUCUUGAAGAAUUGGCUGAGUUUAUGGACAAUUUCAAGCUCACCGCUUGCAUUGCAUUCGUACGUAUAGUUGUAGAUCGGUAUCGACGAAAGGGACUCGAUGCGGUCUUCUCCACCAUGGGUACAGUGCCAUACAACAGCAUUGAUUUUGCGCUGAAGCGCUGCGGUGACUACUUAGAUAGUUGUCAGCACAAGGAUAUCGAUGUGGAGGAUUUGGCGCGUGUGUGGGAACACGAAUGGGAUGUAUUCUUUCAGCAGCAUCAGCAGGUCGUAACGGAGGAAGCGAAAAUUUUCACUGAAGCGACGCGUGCGCCAGAGUACACCAUAAAAGCAAGCAUAGAACUUUUGGAAAAUUUUCAAAACUAUUGGCCACAAUACUCACUGGAUGGCUAUCAGAAUUUAUGGAUCGUGAAACCGGCGAAUAAGUGUCGAGGACGUGGCAUACAAUUGAUGGAUAACUUGAAGAAAAUAUUGGUGCUUGUGAAUCCUUCGAUCGGUUCGAAAAGUCGCUACGUGGUGCAGAAGUAUAUUGAACGACCUUUAACCAUUCACCAUACCAAGUUCGACAUUCGUCAAUGGUUUCUCAUUACCAACGUCCAACCGCUCGUCGUUUGGAUGUAUAAGGAGAGUUAUUUGCGUUUUAGCUCACAAGAGUAUAGCCUGAGUAAUCAUCAUGAAUCGGUGCAUCUGACCAAUCAUGCGAUUCAAAAGAAGUACAACAACGGUAAAAGGGAUAAACGCUUGCCUAUUGAGAAUAUGUGGGAUUGUUAUUCAUUUCAAGCUUAUCUGCGUCAAAUCGGCAAACAAGAUAUGUGGCAAGAGCGCAUCUAUCCGGGCAUGAAGAAGGCCAUUGUGGGAACAAUGUUAUCGUCGCAGGAAAAUAUGGAUCGCCGUCCAAAUACAUUUGAAUUAUUCGGUGCGGAUUUUAUGAUUUGUGAAGAUUUCUAUCCAUGGCUAAUCGAAAUCAAUUCAAGUCCCGAUUUGGGCGCAACGACUAGUGUUACGGCGCGUAUGUGUCCACAAUGUCUGGAGGAUGUGAUAAAAGUGGUCAUCGAUCGUCGCAUGGAUCCAAAAGCUGAUAUGGGGAACUUUGAACUAAUCUAUCGCCAAGUGGUGCCACCAACUCCAGCCUACAUGGGUCUCAAUCUGUUCGUGAAGGGCAAACAAAUUGUUACCAAACUGCCACAUCACCAUCACCACCAUCAUCAUCAUCAUCAUCAUCUGUCACGUGAUCGUCCAACAUUGAGCGGUCAUAGUUAUCGUCAUCGCGCCACCAUCACACCAGCCAUUUCAAAUAUGCACAAGGCAAUGCCAACCUUUAAUGCAACCGAGUAUGUAGAGAAAUAUAUCAUGGAGGCAGGCAAUAGCCAUCGCAGCAGUAUAAGUGGCAUUGGUGGUAGCGGUGGGGGUCUCACAACCUCGGGCGCCAUUAUACACUCCUCGCCAACUCCCAUGCAAAUGGUACAAAAUGCACGCCGUAAAUAUCACACUUCGCCACAAGCACCACUUAUGAUUUGCCCAAAUCUGCUGAAAACGCCACGUGCGCAAAUCGGUCUACGUCGCAAGUCAUUCACAAAUCUCUCCAACAAAGCUAACACAAUGCCACCAACAGCAAAGGACCGAGAAUUGACAGUGCCGCUCAUCAAACGACAUCGCAGCUGUGGCCCACGCCUUAGCACCGGCACAACCGUCACCACCAAUGGAGGAGCCACAACCGCUGAAGCUGAUAAAAAUUUCAAAUUUAUCAUUAAAAAAUGCGCGAUUCCACAAGCCACCGAGGUGAAAGGUCAAUUGGCAAUGCCAGCCAACCUACUGGCGACAAAUGAAAGUGUGGCAGCGCACGCGAUCAAAAGUAAAAGCGUCGAUAAUAUUGUAGAAAUUUUGCGUAGGAUAAAAAGUCAACAACAACCGCUAACGAUGCAACAGCAAGCACUCCUGCAAGCCACACAGCCAGGGCGCAGUCGAAGUGUUGCCAAUGAGCUGACCGCAGCCGUAAGCGAAAAAACGCUUAAGUCAUUGCUGGGCAAACAAACGAAAUCGAGCACUACCGCCGACUCGGCGCACAUGGCAGCGAAAGGCGGUAGUAAUUCAGCUGGCAUACGCACUGUUGGACGCAGUCUUGUGACGUGGCGUCGCUCCAAGCGAAAUAAUAAUCGCUUAACUGCAGCCACCACCAACAUUAGGUCAGCCAGUGUAUACGUUUGCAGAAAGACGCCAAUGACAAUGGUGGCUGUGACGCCGCCAAAUGCAACCUUAGCACCCGCAGAACGUUCACGUAGCACUUCCAGCAACCACAGCACCGCCAUUAGUGCGUCAAAACCAAAUAACGCCGUUUCCGCUUCGUUGCCCAGUACCAUAGCUAAAAUCUAG
This is a messenger RNA of Anastrepha obliqua, 3222 nucleotides long. RefSeq names its product tubulin glycylase 3A (gene TTLL3A). Gene Ontology annotation, molecular function: protein-glycine ligase activity, initiating. The record is from RefSeq and is a predicted model, not a curated record. Lineage: Eukaryota; Metazoa; Arthropoda; Insecta; Diptera; Tephritidae. Gene Ontology annotation, biological process: protein polyglycylation; cilium assembly; cilium movement. Gene Ontology annotation, cellular component: cilium. The transcript is spliced from 3 exons. Bases 1 to 3222 code for a protein of 1073 amino acids.